AUGCCCAGAUCAACUAGGCUCAGUCAACUAGGCUCUGGUAAACUAGGCCCAGGUCAACUAGGCUCAGUGGUCAUGGAUUCUAAGACGAACCCAAAUUUACCAAGUUUCUUAAACCUGUCGCCACAUAAUCAGGACACUGACAAGAAGAGGAAACAAACCGAGGUUAAAGGUUUCGACUUUGUGGUCGGCGACAAAGAGCUCAAGAGGAAGAAGGAAGAAGAACAGAUUCAGCUUCUUGGUGAGAAGAAGAAGAAUAAGAAACCAAACAAAGAUCGACACCGUAAGGUUGAAGGAAGAAUUCGAAGAGUUAGGUUGCCUGUACUCUGCGCUGCGAGGAUUUAUCAGUUGACUAAAGAGUUAGGUCACAAGACGGACGGAGAGACUCUUGAAUGGUUGCUUCAACAAGCUGAGCCUUGGAUAAUCUCUGCUACUGGAAAUGGAAUCAGACCCGUUGGAGCCACCACCACCACUGAGUCUGUUGUUGUUUCUCGACCUCUUAUCACGGCGGAUUUGAUGGGGUGUUAUCAUAACACAGAAGGAGAAGCUUCGAGGUCUCAAAUGGCGGCAAAUGGGUUGUGGAGAAAUGAAACAGGGCAAAACACCACUGGAGGGUUUGAUUUGAAUUAUGGAUUUGGGUUUGAUUUUAAUGGUGUUUCAGAGAUGGGGUUUGGAAACAAUCAAAUGCCUGAACUUGAAUUAGGAUUGUCUCAAGAUGGGAAUGUUGGGGUUUUGAAUCCACAGGUUCAUCAGCAAAUGGGUCAAGGACAGUCUUAGGGUUUAUCGUGAAGAUGAGCAACAGA
Capsella rubella is the source of this 800-nucleotide messenger RNA. Its product is annotated as transcription factor TCP6. NCBI's taxonomy places the organism in Eukaryota, Viridiplantae, Streptophyta, Magnoliopsida, Brassicales, Brassicaceae. Gene Ontology annotation, cellular component: nucleus. The record is from RefSeq and is a predicted model, not a curated record. Gene Ontology annotation, molecular function: sequence-specific DNA binding; DNA-binding transcription factor activity.